Maniola jurtina (meadow brown) is the source of this 1736-nucleotide messenger RNA. RefSeq names its product serine/threonine-protein kinase pakE-like. The transcript has 3 exons. Bases 132 to 1469 code for a protein of 445 amino acids. Lineage: Eukaryota; Metazoa; Arthropoda; Insecta; Lepidoptera; Nymphalidae. The record is from RefSeq and is a predicted model, not a curated record.
UCAUGCGCAUUUACAAUAGGUUCAUAUCGAUUUACAGACCACUGUAAGAAUACUAAAUGAUUUAGUUUUAUAUACUUAUCGAACGAGGCUUAUAGUUGCGAGUAAUACUUAUUUGCAUUACAAUACAAAAAAUGACAUUAAAAGUGUUAAUUAUAUUUUGUGUAGUCUUUUUUCUCGGUAAAGCUCAAGAAGUUUCGAAACAACCAGGAUCAUUUAUGGAUGAAAAAUUGAUGAACUUGGGACCAUCUACGAUUCACUCUAUUAAGGGUAAGUUUUAUGAAGAAAAACAAAGAGAAAACGAUACAAAACCUAAGACUUAUAAUGCAAAUGUAACUAAAUUAGACCCUGUAGCAAACAUUGGUUCCAUACUACAUAAUAUUUUAACAAAUAAUGCAGAACAUAAUAACUUUAAUAAUGACCUACCAAGACAAGGUGAAAAGAUUAUUUUUCGUAGAAAUAAAAGUAGUUCAAAUAAUAAUGAUCUAAGAGAACCAAUGCCACAAACUACCAACAGCCAGAACUCUUUUAAAUCCGAUUUCCCUAAGAAAUUACAGAAGACACAAAUAAAUAACUCGGAUCCAUCAAUGAUUUUACAUACCGAACAUUUAGUAUCAAGCCACGACAAAAACAACAGCAUUGAAACAAUAAAAAAAGAGUUAGUAUUUGACUCUCUGUCAAUUAAAAACGAUUUCAAUAAUUAUGGAAUGUCUCCUACAAAUGAUGUAAUGAAUUCGUUCGUGGGUCAAGAAAUUAAUCCCGAAGCAGAUAUAGUUCACAGGCCAAUCACGAUGCGACUCGAUGAACCUGGUAGAAGAUUCGAAACCAACCCAUAUUACCAACCCAUACUAAACGAUCCUUUUAAAGUUCCCAUAAUGAAUGAGAAUAAUAAUACUCCAUUACCAAUCACUCCUAAGUUUGAGCAGACAAAUUAUGGUGAUAACGUCUUGCAUAACAGAAAUACAGACACCACAGUACCAUUAAGACACGAUAAUUAUAAUUUUAUAGAUAAAAGUACUUGUUACGAUAGAGACAGUGAUGAAAUAUUGGAAAGAAGCGGCAACGAAAUACAAUUAGUAAAAGAACCAACAAAAGGACUCGGUAUUUCAAAUGUGGGAAAAGCCCGUGUGAUGCUGAUAGAUCAUCCGCGAGUGUGCUAUGCUUGUAGCAGCAUAAGUGACCUUUCUUGUUGGGCACCCGACAGGACAACUUCUGUAAAGUAUUGUCGUGCAGAUCACCCAUCCUGCUUGACAAAACUUUAUAAAUAUAGAGGUUUGUCUUACAUUAUACGAGACUGUGGCAAAACUUGCGAGCAAAACUCUUUAGCUAUCGACUCCACAAAAUACACUGCUUGCACCAUCUGCCACCAUGACCUCUGCAACAGCGCACACCAUUUCGAAAUCCAGAACAUUACCAUUUUAAUAUUAUUGAUAUCCCAUUUGCUCAUAUUAUUGAAUGUUGCUAUUAAUUGAAUGCUUGGUCAAUGUAGGUAAAUAUUGCCCAUAAGUCCUACUAUAAUAAUUAUUGUAUACUAUAAUGUUAACAUUUUGAAUGGUGCCAAUUUUAAUCUAAAAUACAAUCAAAACAAACUAUUCCAUCACCUAAGUAUCAGUAUCGACUAUUAUAAGUGCGAAAGUAUGCUUGUUUUAGAUUUAUUGGUUUGUCCUUCAAUCACCUCGAAACAGAGCAUAGGAUCGAUGUGAUUUUUUGUAAGGUUAUAAUAAAAGAUCUUCGAGUGA